This is a messenger RNA of Gadus macrocephalus (Pacific cod), 1505 nucleotides long. RefSeq names its product cytochrome c. Gene Ontology annotation, cellular component: mitochondrial intermembrane space. Gene Ontology annotation, biological process: mitochondrial electron transport, cytochrome c to oxygen; mitochondrial electron transport, ubiquinol to cytochrome c. NCBI's taxonomy places the organism in Eukaryota, Metazoa, Chordata, Actinopteri, Gadiformes, Gadidae. The record is from RefSeq and is a predicted model, not a curated record. The coding region runs from base 157 to 471 and encodes 104 amino acids. Gene Ontology annotation, molecular function: heme binding; electron transfer activity. The transcript has 3 exons.
CGACAGCAGUGACACGUGACCCAGUGACGCACCACGCGCCUCCAUAGUAAAGUGACCUCAGCGAAGUCCGCUAUAACAGAACCGCCGCCGCACCUACAGCAGAUUACAGCCGCCUGGGCACAGCGACCACAAGAACCAACUCGAUCAAAGGUGCCUAUGGGAGACAUUGCAAAGGGAAAGAAGGCCUUCGUCCAGAAGUGUGCCCAGUGCCACACUGUUGAGGAGGGGGGCAAGCACAAAGUGGGCCCCAACCUCUGGGGUCUGUUCGGGCGGAAGACAGGCCAGGGAGAGGGCUACUCGUACACGGAUGCCAACAAGAGCAAAGGUAUUACAUGGGGGGAUGACACUCUGAUGGAGUACUUGGAAAACCCCAAGAAGUACAUUCCCGGAACCAAGAUGAUCUUCGCUGGCAUCAAGAAGAAGGGAGAACGCACAGACCUCAUCGCAUACCUGAAGUCGGCCACGUCAUAAGAGGCUCAGAAGAAAAAACGAUUUCAUAUCGCUGUGGUUUUUAGUCUUUCAUUUGCUAAAAAAACAAAUGGUUAGCUAGGUUGAUUUUGAGUAAUGGGUCACUUUUUUGACAUAACCUAACUUAAUUUGUAAAGCUUAAAAGUGAUUUAUUGUCAAAAUGACCUAACACAAACCAAACUGUAUAUUUUGUGUGUGUGUGUGUGUGCGAGCAUCUGUACCUUAACAAUGGCUAACCUUAAUCACAUUAGAGAAGGGAGAGAGAGUUAACUAUCAUGUUUUGGACCUUUCAGAUGGUCUGCAUCCAUACGUCCAGUAGCUUGGGCUUCUAGAGCCAUCAGCCUUUUCACGAAAACAUAAUACUCACCAAGUCCUCUAAUAGGAAGAAAUAUGAUUUUUUAGUGUUGGAGAAAUGAAGGAUGUGGGAAUGUAGAAUUAUUUCGGCAGCUAACAGGUUUUUAACAACACCAGAACUCAGAUAUUAAAAUUGGAGGGGGGGGGGGGGGGGGCAAAUCCGGGCUCCCGGUUACAUCUGUGGAGUUGUAUCUUUAGAGAUCGGUGGCGUGUCAUGAAUGCAGAUUAUAUUCACCGAUAACGGGUUGAAUGUCGUCUUUUUCAAUGUGGCCUGUUUCAUGCUUAUGGCUUUUUUCAAUGACCCCCUCUACAACUUGCUCUAAUUAGGUGCUGGAUUUAACCCCCAUACUCACUCUACCCCUCCUCUCCCAAAGCCAUUGAUGUUCGGUCAGAACAGGCAACACUGCUCUUCCACCUGAUACUAUCUCCUGUAAUGCCUGGCCAAGUUAAUGGCCAGGAACUGGUUGCCAAUGGACAUAACAAACGAUAUCAAUGGUACUGAUGAAAGACCAAUGUUAUAAAUAUUUACCUGGUUUCACAGGUCUGAAAGUGGACCGUUUUAACUUAUUUUACUGUACUCUGGCUGUCUGAAGUAUAUUUUAAUGGGAAUGCACAUGUGAAAUAGUCAAAUGUGAAAUCGAUGGUUACAAAACAAAAGAUUGAAUAAAAAUGCUGGCUACCAU